CAGCACAGCCAUUGUUAGUCGCUCUGGAUUGGGCGUCUAAUCUGAAGUAUGUUCUACGUCUAUUAGGAAGAGAGUUUAACAAGAAGAAUAUAUGACAUCAAAUCACUAAAACAAAUUUCCCAUAGUACAAAAGGAUCCAAAGGACUGUGGAUGACUGGAAGGGCAAUUCAUGUUAUUUCCGAACGGAAGGUUUCAAAGGCGAGGUUGAAAGUGUUGACAGUGAUCUAUGAAAAAACAAAUCCCCCGGAAGGAACUUACUGUAGAAAACAAGUCUCUACAAUAGACAUAUUUUCCCAUAAUACAAAGGUAACUUCCGGACCUGGAUUCCAACACUCAGUGCUAAAUUACACAAGGAAUUCGAACUGUUUGUCAUUCUCUAAUGCACAUUCGAAAAUAUGCCAUUCAGUAUAGACGAAAUCGAGGAACUGGAGGAUCUUUUCGAAAUAAUGAAAUCGUUUAAUCUUAGCGCAAAAGGAUUAAAGGGAGCGGACGACAUCAAGGUCAAACUAAAGGAGCAUUUGGCAGCUCUAGAGGGAUCUUCCCAACGGGAAGCUGGGCAUACGUUUCAAGUUUUAUCGGAAGCUUGCAAGUUGGACAAAAGAAAACGUGAUAAGCUGUGUAGCCUAUACCAAAAGACAACAGAAUUCUUUAGUGAGUUAAAAGAAGACGUCAUCGUAAAAAACCUGGAAGAAAGCUUGGGAGACUUUAGAACAACCUUGAAGAAAAGUGCUGAAAAUAUCAGGCUGAAGGAUCACUAUGUAGUUCUUGUUGCAGGUGAAACCAGUGCAGGAAAAAGUAGCAUUAUCAACCUCAUUCUUGGAGAGGAACUUCUUCCCUAUUCAAUUCUUAGUACAACAUCUACCAUAUGUGAGCUGAGAUAUGGCGAGAAACCUUCCAUUCGCGUGCACUUCAAGGGAGGAAGCGACUAUACACAGGUGCCCAUUUACCAGGAGUUUGAAAAUUCCUCGGAGGAUUUAACAAAAGAGAUUGGAGAGUUUCUGAACUUAAAAGAUGAACGAGAGAAAGGAUCUCCUUAUCAAAAAGUGGAACUGUUUUGGCCACAUGAUUUGCUUAAGGAAGGUGUUAUGAUUGUUGAUAGUCCUGGAGUUGGAGAAAACGAAGCCAUGAAUAAAUUUGUCCUGGACUACCUGUCUGAAGCCUUUUGCUUUAUCUAUGUGAUUAACAGCACCAAUGCUGGAGGAGUUCAGGAGGACAGGCUUCUUAUGUUGCUCGGCGAAGCAAAAAGUCUAAAAAAGGACGAAAGAAUGGAUGACAGGUUGUUUACCAAGUGUGCAUUAUUUGUUUCCAACAAGUGGGAUCAAAUUCCUGGCAACAAUGUCGAGCAAGUGAAGCAAAAGCAAAUUGAGAAACUUACUGAAAGGUUUGGAGACCUUAAUCCGGAGAAGCAGAUCUUUUAUCUAUCUUGCAUCAGAGCUCAGCGUGCACUAAAGUAUGGGGUCAUCACCGAGGAAUUCGAUAAACUUUUGGAUGGAAUAAGUAGUCUCGUUGUGUCCUAUAUGCAGAGUAGUCUUCAGAUCUACUUCAGGUGGCUUGAAGACCUCCUGUCUCGAACGUCCGGUCAAGUUCGCAGUCUGUUGAAAACAACGAGUAUGUCACGAAAAGAAUUAGAGAAGAAGAUAAAACGAGUGAUGGAUAGAAUGGCUGAACUGGAAAGCUCACAGGACCAACUUUUCGACGAGCUGAGUGAACAUCAAAUGCAAGUUAUCAAAGGAAUUAUUAAUGAUCUUGUCACUCAUUUCAAAUCAGACGACAUCGCCAGGAAAUUCUGUUCGUGGUACGGGCAUGAGAUCCCUGUAGUUAAACCAACGUGGGAGGAAACUAAAAGUGAAGUACUAAGGUGUAUCUCCGAAAGAGCCCGGAAGUUUGUACAGGAAUGGGAAGACGAGAAACAUCAUUUUGCCAAAAGCCAAGUUGCCCUGAUUCAUCAUUGUAUCGAGAAGUAUGACAUCAUGGAAGAAGAUCUCAGAAACGUAGAAGAAGGAGCUCUCUCUGGAAAUCCAGUGCAGGACAGACCCGACGACGCAUACUCCGGGCUACCUGCUAUUCAACCGAAAACACUUUCCAAAACACAUCCACCAGGCAAUGCUCCGGUAUGGUUCCGACAAGGUUUGGCGUCAGUGGUACUUAGUACUCCUUUUAUGGCUGCUCUGUCUAAGACAUUAAAACGGAACUUUCAAAACAAAAAGAAGCUGGAAAAUUUCAAAACUAAUCCAAAUUCAUACAUGGAGAAGAAAUCCAAGAAGUGUCUGAGGAUUAUUUCGAAUGAGGAUAGCUUGCUCCCCUUCAUAACUGAGCAGUUGGAGGAUGCUGUACAGUUCCUGGUUCAGAUUAAAGCCAAGAUUCCUCGAAUUAGAGAAGGUGAUAAAAAGUUUUAUCUACAACUGCUUACAGAUUCGAGGAACGUGUUCGAAAUCCAGGGGAUCUACCAACCCGUUAAUUCGAGUGUGGACGCAUUGAGGCGAGAAAUAGCAGUUUUCAAAAUCAGUUCCAUGAGAACAUCGGAUUUCUCAGCAGGGAAACUAAUCUGGAGCCAAGAUGAUAAAUUUAUUGUAGGAAAAGGAACGUUUUCCACAGUUUACAGUGGUGUUCUCUGGCAAGAAGGACAUCCAGAAACUAAGGUGGCGCUUAAAGUCUACAAUAGCCCUCUUAGAAGCAGCAACGUUUGGCAUUUUACCGAGGAGCAAAAAGUUCUCAGCGUUCUUAAGCAUCCGAACAUAGUGAAGUUUUUUGGAACACAUCUUCUACAAUCUCCGUUCCUAACAAAAGUAAUGAUUGUCUUAGAGCUCUGCCAGUGCUCCCUCAAAACAGACGUCAUUUCCCAUACUGAAAGUGCUCCCGCACACUCUAAAGAUGAAGUGGCGCGUAAAAAAGUGUUGCACUGGGCUCAACAGAUCAUAGAUGCCUUGAGCUAUGUCCAUCAACAAGGAUAUGUCCAUCGAGAUCUAAAACUGGACGAUUUGUUGUUGACAGCUGAUAACAAAGUAAAACUAUCUGAUGUCGGCGUUACCAAGCAGGAAAAGGAAAUAUCGGGUACGGUGUGCGGCUCUCUUCUUUACAUGGCACCAGAGGUCUUGGCUGGCGAAAUGUACGACAAAAGGGCUGAUAUGUACAGCUUCGGUGUGCUGCUUUGGGAGAUGUGGUACGCCGAGACAGCCUUUGAAAUAGAGCUCUUCACCCAGCCUUCACAAUUUCAGCUUCUAGAUCAAAUAAAAGAUGGACUUCGCCCAAGUCAUAUCAAAGGAACUCACGAACCCUUGGGCCCUUGGGGAAUGUGGAAAAAAGUCAUGGAGACGUGUUGGUUGAGCGAACCAAAAGAGCGACUGACUGCUGAGACUAGCCAGUAAGUCCUUGAAAUGAUAAAUGAGGCAUUGGCCAUCGAGCUUCCGGGAAAAAGUGAUCCAAAUACAUUGCCGAAGGAACCCCAAAGCCGAUCGACCACAGAUAGCAAUCUCAAUCUUUUGGAUUCGACCAAAGACCCCAAACCGAAACAGAAACCAAAGCCGCCAAAGACAAAGCCAAAGCCAAAACGAAAUUCGGUGUCAUUUACGAACAAAGAAGGCGAGGAAGAUUUACGUUUCCAAUAAAAUUUAACAAUGUUGUAUCGAAAGAAAAGAGCCAGGUCCAAAUUAUUCGAUUUAGCUAACUUUAGCAUCAAGGCACAAUAUUAGAUCAAGCCUUCCACUUUUAUUUUGCAAUAACUCAUAAUUUUCUUAAAGUGUAUUCUCCCUAUAGUCUAAGGGUGUUGAUGCCUUUUCUGGUUGAUAUCGUAGUUUAUCUUAAAAUUGAGUAUGGUGAAAAUUAUCUUCUGACAAUUUUGAAAUACAACAUGAAUGUAACUCAAGAAGUUUGAGUGCGAUGUUGAACAAAUCUACUCUAAGAUUCAUUUUAAUUCUGCCAUAAAAAGAGAGAGAUCACCGAAUUUGUUUUAGUUUUUCAUUCGUAUCCAUCCAAGACCAUAAUCUGCUCCAGAUUCACACACGAGAAAGAUUGACUUUGCACCGCAUAAUCAUUCGCUAUAUUGUAAUGAGGAGUCCCUCGAACGUACGAGCUUUUCGAUAUUUUUCUUUUCAGUUUAGAGGUUCAUUAAUAUUGCUACUAGGAACUGAGCAUUUGACCCCUAGAGGAAAAAUUCAAUCUGUGGUUGGUAGAUGUCAUUUUCUCGAAAUAAAUUAAGUUCCGUCUUUAUUCUUCAACUUUAUUGAAUGAAAGGAGAUUUGAGAUUGUCAAUUCAUUGAAAAGUACUCCAGCAGGUGAAUUCUUGGCAAGAAUCCAUAAAAGUCAUUUCUGGUCAAGAAUCGAACUACUGACGGAGAACAUACUUUAACCUUAGGCUUUUCGCUGCUUUAUCGCUAUCGGGCUUAGAUUUUAGUUUGAAAACAUUUCGAGGUAGAAAUACAAAAUUUUAAUUAGGUCAGACAAGAUUCCUCACGCCUAUGUAAGCUAAAUAAUUCAUUGAUACAGUCGAUUUUUAUUUUAAUACAGUGUGGCCGAAUUGGCAACUAUCUUUGUCGGAUGCUGUCACAGAACUCUAUUGUUUAGCCCAGGAGCGGAAGUUUGUGACACUUUGCAAUUAGUAAAAGCGAGAUUUUAUAUUUUAACAAAAGGCCCGUUUGGAUCAAUUCCUAAACUAUAAAUAUGCAAGUCAUAGUUUAUAAGUUAAUCAAGAGUUAAGAAAUCAAAUGUUUUGUAUUUUUACAGACCUAGGGUGUUCAUUAAUUUGAUAUAUGAAGGCGGUAGACGAUAGCGGGUUUGGAAAAUCACACGCCUUUUGUAGGCAUGUUUAUGUUUGAUUAGAUAAUAGAGAAAUAUGCUACGUAGAUGGCAUCAGGCAUUAUAAAUGUAGUGCAUUUAUCUUUUUUUGCAACAACUGAAGACUGAAUGUUUUCGUAGAUUAAUCAGUAUUGAUGUUUGUCUCUGUGGUACAUGACAAAGUUGUGUAACUGUGCCUACAUGGCAUUAAACAAUUCCAAUUGAGAGCUCCCGAGAUAUUCCAGGAAAAAAGUGGAUCGGUUACUCGACACCUAUAAAUAAAUCGAGCUUUCUUUAUGACACUGACAGCGCUGACAAAUCGCUCGUUUGGAAACCCUACAUCGACGUCAUAAAUUCUUUCUGGCACACCAACCGAGAUUUCGUCGAUCUGUUCAUUUAAUAAGCAAACAAACACCACUCAACAAUCAAAUUUAUUGAUGAAGUAUCUGUUUUAGAAGCUACUUUUUUCUACGUGUAGCCUGUUUUCUAGGAGGUGGGGGACCCCAGGCAGAUGGGGUAGUCCACCUAACCGUGGUCGACAAAUAGGCCGCGUUUCCAUGCAAUCUUACAUCCCGGGAAUUCCAUAAAAACGCAAUUCUUUUCCUCUAAAAUUUUCGCCAAUACCUCGAUGCGUUAGCCGUUUGGGACAUUACGGCAUCUUCUCUUUGGCAUAACACGUAAAUAUAGUCUUGAGCCCAAAAUAAAUGACUAAAUGGUUGUCGAGGUGUACUUGCCGAGAGGACGUAAAAGUUUGUGUUUUCACAUUUUUGUUCUCUAUAGGACGGCUAAUAAAACUACAAACUUACUUUUUUCACAAUUGUUUUGAACAUUGGAUCUUUUGUCUCGAUACGUGGUCGUUGAUGUCGCCGUCGUGGUUUUCUUAAAGUCUUUUACCCCACCUUAAGAAGUUUUCGCGGCAAAAUUGCCACCCCGGCUGACAGAGUUAACCUACACGGCACACCGGGGAAACCCGCACGAGGGAACUAUCCCACCUAUCAUGUAAAACACGGUGACCAAGAUAAAAUCAGAGAUCAUAAAGACAUGAAGACUCCUCCACCUAAACGAGUGACUUCAUCCACCUGAAAUUCCCCGCCUCAACGUAAACAGGCCCUUAUACACAACUAUCUUAAAGUGUGAACGAUUUAACAUGAACUCAGUUCUCGGCAUGAGGAACCGCCUCAAUCGACAGAGACAUUCCUGGACACGUUCGAAACAGUAUACCUUCUUUACAACUCCUCAGAAAUAACUCUUUAAGAGUAAAAAUUUGAACACGCCUGGCACAGAGAGGCUACCUGAAAAAAAAAAAACUUUACUAAAGACGCACUCUGAGGGUGCAAUACAAUCCAACAUUUACAAGAAAUCCUUACGAGCCAGGGGCAUUUAAUACAACAACAACCGUUGCUCAGAAGUAUGUUCAAAGAAGUGCCUUUAAUA
Molecule: messenger RNA, 6204 nt
Organism: Stylophora pistillata
Lineage: Eukaryota; Metazoa; Cnidaria; Anthozoa; Scleractinia; Pocilloporidae
Biological process (GO): protein phosphorylation
Molecular function (GO): protein kinase activity; ATP binding
Source: RefSeq, a predicted model, not a curated record